AUGUCUUUAGUACAGUCUGCCAGUGGCACGGAGAGAGAGAGAGAGAGGACAGAGGGACCGCUGAUUAGGAUGAGAGCGCCGGUCGAACAGGCAGGUCGCAAUCUCAGGAACGCGCAAAGAUUCUUCGUGGCUGCAUCCAGUGUUCACACCGGAGCGACGAAGCGAGGAGAGCAUCUUGCCUGGACCUCGGGGAAGAGAACAGUGGAAUUAUAACUAGGACAGUAUUUAUGAAUGACAAACUAACAGCGCGAAAAGCAAUCGCUGAUAAGCGGCGUCUGAAGACGUUAGGGCAGCCGGGGUGGGGUGGGGUGGGGGGGGACUUCAAAGACACAAAAGAUCAGCCGAGGAGCGAUGUGUGAAAGGGAGUUGCGGCACCUGACAACAGUGUGUGCCGUCCUGGUGACACUGCACGCCCAGGUGCUGCUGGCUGCCGGCAGCUUCGAGUUGCAGAUCAAGCAGGUGCAGAACCGCAAUGGAGUGCUGUGGAGCGGGGAGUGCUGUGGAGGAGCAUCCACCGGGGGGCGCUGUUCGCUGGGCGAUCAGUGCAACACCUUUUUCCGGGUCUGUCUCAAGGAGUACCAGCUGAGAGUGUCCGCCACGGGGCCCUGCAUCUUCGGCACGGGGGCCACGCCUGUCCUGGGUGGGAACAGCUUCUCUUUGAGACACCAGCCUCACAGUGAGCACGACGCGCGCAUUCUCAUCCCCUUCCAGUACGCCUGGCCGAGAUCGUACUCCCUGAUCCUGGAAGCUCUGGACUAUAAUAACAGCACCUCCGGGCCAGCUCUGGAGCAGCUGAUUGAGCGGGUGACUCACUCAGGUAUGCUGAACCCUGGCGAGUGGCAGCCCCUGCGUCACCACGGCCGAGUCGCUAGCGUGGAAUACAAGGUGCGCGUCCACUGCGGGGAGAACUACUUCGGACCGUUCUGCAACAAGUUCUGCCGGGCUCGCGAUGACUUCUUCGGGCACCACGUCUGCGACGCCGGGGGAAACCGGGUCUGCAGCGAGGGCUGGAUGGGAGCGGAGUGCCGGCAAGCUAUUUGCAAGCAAGGCUGUCACCCGGUGCAUGGGUACUGCAAGCAGCCUGGAGAGUGCAGGUGUCACUAUGGCUGGCAGGGUCCGAACUGUGAGGAGUGUGUCACGUUCCCGGGCUGUGUGCAUGGCUCCUGCACAGAACCCUGGAAAUGUGUGUGCGACACCAACUGGGGAGGCUUGCUGUGCAACAAGGAUCUGAAUUACUGUGGCACUCACCAGCCCUGUCUGAACAGCGGCACCUGUGUCAACACUGAGCCCAAUGAGUACCAGUGUAUCUGUGAGGAGGGCUUCCGAGGGCGAGGCUGUGAGAUCGUGGAGCAUGCCUGUCUGUCCAGCCCCUGUGCUAAUGGAAGCACCUGCGUUGAAGACUCUUCUGGAUUCCAGUGCCUGUGUCCUGCUGGCUGGACUGGACCCACCUGCACGGAGGAGACAGACGAGUGCGGGCCCAGCCCCUGUGCCCACGGCGGGACUUGCCAGGACCUGCACAAUGGAUUUCAGUGCAGCUGCCCGCCACAGUGGACUGGCAAGACCUGCCAGCUGGAUGCUGACGAGUGUGAGCUGCAGCUGUGCGUGAACGCGCUGGCCUGCAGGAAUCUCAUUGGAGGAUAUUUCUGUGACUGCGCUCCAGGGUGGAGCGGACAGAACUGUGACAUGCGGAUCGAUCCCUGCCCUGGAGAGUGCCAGCAUGGGGGGCAGUGUGAGGACUCGCCGAGUGGCUACAGAUGUCACUGCCUGCCGGGAUACACAGGGCUGUACUGCCAGACCAGGCUGGGUGAAUGUGCUAGCGCCCCCUGCCUGAAUGGAGGUCUCUGUUCAGACCUGGAGGUUGGAUUCCUGUGCCACUGUGCAAUGGGUUUCACUGGCAAACACUGUGAGGUGGUGCUGGACCUUUGCAGUUCCAACCCUUGCCAGCAGGAGUCGCUGUGUCAGAGCACCGAGGGCGGCUAUCUGUGUGCCUGUCCCGAGGGUUACGAAGGCAAGGACUGCAUGCGCCUGAAGGACCCCUGCCAUGGAGUGCACUGCCAAGGCUCCCAGGGGACCCUGUAUCUGAUCAUCAUCCUGCUGUCAGUGCUGGCAGUCCUGGUCAUCUCUCUCUGCAUCUUUCUGAUCGUCCGCCAUCAUCGCCGGAGAAAGGACAGUCAACGCAGCCCGCCCGACGAGAGCAUCAACAACCAACGCGAGUACAUCAACCUGAUUAGGAACCUGCCCAAACCCGAGGAGAUUGAGCUGGCCCUGCCGCCACCCCCCUCCGCUCCCCUUCCCGAGAAAAAGCUCCUGAUGCAGGGCUCCGAAGUGCCGAAAGUGGAUAUCUCCAACCUGGAGCGUGAGAAACUCAACCACUUCCACUGCCCGGACUGGGAGGAGCCGGAGGUGUGAGCACUCCUGCCAGGCAGGCAGGCAGGCAGACAGGCAGGCAGACAGGCAGGCAGGCAGGCAGACAGACAGACAGGGUAGCUAGGACAGCAGUCAAGCUGCUGGCACACACCAUUCAGAAAGAGUUUCUGACUGAGGAAUCUGCCAUUGACAGACCCAGGAUGUAUGUUUCACAAUUGAUUGAGAUGUAUCUGGUUCCUCAUUAGCAAUUGCAGGUAGCUAGCAAGGGUUACGCAUAAUUAGGGCUUUGACUGUUUUGUAUUUUUUUUUCAAGCUAUGCUGCUUCUGCACGUGGACCUGUGGUUGGGUGGUGCUUUACUGGUCAAAAAACUGACAUCAGUGCAGGAUUGAAGCAGAGAGACAUGCUUUACUUCUAGCUUGAGCCCGUGUGUGUGAAGCUAGUAAGCACUGGUAGAGGCCCUGCUUCUUGAAUUUCAGAGAGUUUUUUUUGUUUUUUUUUCACUUUUUAAAACAUGUAUUUUGAAAAACCGAGAAAUAUUACCUACCAGUGGGGCACCUAUAUUGGUAAGGUUCGUUUUUAAAAUCGAUCUUUCUUUCCAAUGAGAUUUGCUUAUCAGGAUAAUAUGUUUUGUAGUGUUCUCUCGUAAAAGGCAAACAGAGUCUGUGUCUCUAUUUUCCACCCUACCCUACAAGGAGUGCACUUUGAUGGGCGUUUUGCGGGGUUGUUCAGAGGAGUGCAGAUGGUCAUUAGACAUAUGUGUAAAACUAAUUGUGAGGCUAAAACCAGUUAUUGUGAACUAUGUUUACUGUACUGCUGUCAUUCUUUCAGUGAGGGAAGAGGCGUGCAGGUGUAAGAGCACAGGGGGACGAUUUCAGAUUAAGUUCCUCUAAAGAAACAUUCAGAAGGGGCAGAGAGAUUUCAGACCUGGGUGAAGUGAGAGUGUGAUUGUGGGGGUAGAGCUUUGCUCCUCAGUGGAUCUGUGCUGCAGAAAUAUCUUGUGACUUCUAUUGACUUCCGUGAUUUUAGUUAAGAAUUGCGCAACCUGCUGUAAUAACUCCAGUCCACACAGAGCUGUAUACAGGUGUUUGCAUUCAGUAUGAGCUAAACAAGGUUACCCAUUACAUACUAAUAUGAGCCAAGGGGGCUAGACGACAGGGAGCAAUCACAACACAUCAAACCACUGUACUGUGGAGCAUGCUCAGCAGGGUUUGUGAAGAUCAUCUUCUCCAAAUUCCUGAUGGCAAAAAGUGAUUCUCGUCAAUAUUACAGAUCUUUGUCUUCUAGAAUUGAUUUGAUUGAUCUAGACACUUGAUCUAGAUUUGAUUUAGGGUGAAAUUCUCUUAAAGUAAUCGUAGCUGUUGACUCCAUACAUCGUAUCUGUGUUUCACUCCCACGAGACAGGUCUGAAAAUGUGCAGUUUUGAAAGAAGCACAUUUUAUAGUUGUCAUUUCCUAUGCCUUCUCCUUAUCUGUUACACGUCUUGGGUCAUUUCGCCUCAGUGGUGUCUUCCAGGUCAUAGUGCUGCUGCAGGUCAGUCAAUAUAGGAAGCAGCUGGUUGUUUAAUGACAGGAAAGAAGCCAUUGAAGGGGGCGGGUCGAUUCUCCACGUGUAAUAACCAAGCAGGUGCAACACUAACUGAGAGCAUGCUCAAAUAUUGAAUACUGUUUGGAAACAUGGGACCCAAUUCAUGGUGAAAAUGAAAGACUAGUGGACAAAUUUUGCCUUGAAGGCUGAGCCGUAGUUGGUGCUCGAGUCCACUAGAGGGAGUCAUGGUGCUUGAGUCCACUAGAGGGCAAUACACAAAUACGUAUUGUUGUGUAAAGCCAUCACUGGUAUCUUUGCCAGUUGCCAGUUUCACACCCUUUCAGCAAAAGCAUAGCAAAGUGUAAUAAAGCACAGUGAAAGCAUAGGCAAGCAUUGUGAAGACCAGAGAGGUAUGGUGAAACACAUUCAGAAGUAUGGUAAGUGCAUAACAUAGCAAUGGGAGAAGCAUAGACAAACAAACUGGGCAGAAAAUCCUAAACAACAGAGAUAACGUUAACCCAAGACACGACUUCCAAUUUAACAUAGAGACCAGGACAAGAGGGUGUGACUGGAAGCUGAGCAAAGUUUAGAAAACAAGGUGGAAUUACAUGGAAUAGCCUAGCAGGUGAUAUAUCAGGAAUAACACUGGGAACAUUAAAAAGCAAUCCAUUCUGCCCUAUUACAUAAGAUGCCCCCUGUGUUUGCAAGCGUUCUGGGUCUUUCUGGGUUCAGUUGAUCCAGUAUUGAGUCAUUAUCGUUCUCUAAAGCUGCCGUUACCUUGCUUUGAGCUGCUUGGAGCUUGUCUGGAGAAUCCGAAGUGCUGGCACUCAAAUCAUGUAAUCUCUCAACAUCUGUGGGUCCAGUUGAAAAGUCACAUGAUUUGAAUGAUGGAAGGCUGUUCAGUCCUGGGACUUGGGGGUUCCUCCAAAAGAUCAGUAUUGGAGCAAUAGAGCGCAGUACCUCUCCAAAUGAUUGCACACACCCUUGAAUAGAAAAUGUGAAACAGCAAUUCAAAUGACAUGUGAAGCUACCUGCUCUGAAUGGCACAGAUAUGUUGCAGAAUUGUGCAGCUUGCUGCAGGGUAUCCCUUGUUGACGUGCGCUCAAGCUAACCAUAAUAGUUCUCUUGGUUGCUAACUAGGUGACUAUCUUCCUGCUUCAGUUUGAAACUCUGUGUUACAUAAAAACUACAACCAAGCGACCCAGCCCUUCUCUAUCAGCAAGUUUGUGCUUGAACACAUUCCUGCUCAAGAUGUGUGAUCUACUUUUGUGUAAAUACCACUUUUAUUGUAAAUGAUGUACAUAUUUAUAUUUGGUCUUUUAUUGAACAUUUUUUGUACUGCGCUAAUGUCUCCUUGUUUUUUUUGUUGUCU
This is a messenger RNA of Polyodon spathula (Mississippi paddlefish), 5264 nucleotides long. Its product is annotated as protein jagged-1. Gene Ontology annotation, cellular component: plasma membrane; protein-containing complex. The coding region runs from base 352 to 2409 and encodes 685 amino acids. The transcript has 14 exons. The record is from RefSeq and is a predicted model, not a curated record. Gene Ontology annotation, molecular function: calcium ion binding. Gene Ontology annotation, biological process: establishment or maintenance of epithelial cell apical/basal polarity; Notch signaling pathway; cell communication. NCBI's taxonomy places the organism in Eukaryota, Metazoa, Chordata, Actinopteri, Acipenseriformes, Polyodontidae.